GAGAGGGGGGGGGGGGAGAGAACUGAUGGAAUGUAGCAGGGCCAGCCAUGUGCUGACUGGAGGAAGAGCAUUCGUUAAACAGACUGAAUCAAGGGUGUUUCCCCAUCGGCCUGAAUUAGCUUUGAUCGUGUUCAGGUGGUUGACCACACCCCAUGUUGUUCUGCAUACCAGGAGCAACACGCCCGCUGUCAACUGUGUCGUUUUCUAUGAAGUCAGCUGGAAACGCAUUUUAAACAGAUUAACAAACUAUUUCAAUAUUCAGAUCCCACUGCCGUGAGACCAUGAUGGCUUCUUCUAGUGUCCAGGAGCUGUUCACAGAACAGGAGCUGACCUGCUCUAUCUGCCUGGACCUGUUCAGUGACCCUGUGUCCACUCCGUGCGGGCACAACUUCUGCCAGGGCUGCAUCGGCGGCUACUGGGCCUCCAGCCCCGUGUGUACCUGCCCGCUUUGCAAGCACCAGUUCCCGGAGCGGCCGCAACUUAGCAUCAACCGAGUGUUCUCGCACAUCGCCGACAAAUUCAAAGAGACCCGUUACGGCUCGGCAGGAAUGACACUGUUGCCGAUGUCUACGGUUGUCCCCGGAUCCAACACCAACCCCUUCCUGAAGGAGGAGGAGGUGGUGGUGUGUGACGUGUGCACGGGGAAGAAGCAGGUGGCGGUGAGCUCGUGCCUGACGUGCACGGCGUCCUACUGUGAGGAACACCUUAAGCCGCACCGGACCACGCCGUUCUACGCCAGCCACCAGCUCCUGGACCCCAUGGAGGCCUUGCGCGGACGCAUCUGCCCCCUCCACCACCGGCUGCUGGAGGUGUUCUGCCGGACGGACCAGGCGUGUAUCUGCGCCAUAUGCGUCCUGCAUGAGCAUCGCACGCACAACACCGUCUCCGUUCAGACGGAGAGGAUCGUUAAGCAGAAGCUCCUGGGGAAGACAGAGCUGGAGAUCCAGAAGAGGGUGGAGGGGAAGAGCCUCCACCUGGCGGAGCUGAAGGAGCGUCUGGAGACCAUCAGGAACUAUGCUCGCAGUGAGGUGUCCGAGGUGGAGCACCUGCUGGGGGAGCUGUCCCUGUCGGUGGAGCGCAUCCGCAGUGAGCUGGUGGAGGGGAUGGAGGAGAAGCGCGUCUCCGUGGAGACGCAGGCGGAGGAGCAGGUGGCGUGCGUGGAGGCGGAGCUGACGGAGCUGCAGCAGAGGAGGGCGGCGCUGGAGGAACAGGCCACGUCCCAGGACCACGUCAGCUUCCUGAAGUCCUUCCAGCAGGCUAACACGCCUCCGGUUUCGGACCCGUCCGUAGACCUGGAGCGGGAGCCGUCGCUGCACUUCCCCCUGGACGAGGUAAAGCUGGCCCUGGCCGAGGUGAAGGACAGGAUGGACGACAUCCACAUGGGCGAGGUCCGCCCUCGGGGGUCUUGCGGCAGCAUUACCUCCUUACCAGAGAGUGAAAGCAUGAUGAGUGUACAAGGACUCAGGAAGAGUCAGUGGUCUCUACGAGAUCUCAAGAAGAUCAAGCCAAAAUCAGGGCUGAAGAAAAUCAAGCCCUACAUGGAGGACGUGACGUUAAACCCGGUGACGGCGUACCCCUUCCUCAUCCUGUCAGAUGACAGGAAGCAGGUGAAGAGAGGGGAGAAGCUGCAGUUCUACAGGAACACCUCCCAUCGCUUCGACGUCUGGUCCUGUGUGCUGGCCAAGGAGGGCUUCCACUCUGGACGCCAUUACUGGGAGGUGAAUGUGGGGGAGAACAAGGACUGGAAGGUGGGCGUGGUGAGAGAGUCGUCUCAGAGGAAAGGCCUGUUUGACAUGAGUCCCGCCAGCGGCUACUAUGCCCUCUGGUGGGGGGGUACCCAGCUCCGCGCCCUCACCGCCCCGCCCCUGGCCAAGGUCAAGAGCCCGGUUCGCAUCCGCAAGGUGGGCGUGUACCUGGACUGCGAGGAGGGUCAGGUGACCUUCUACAACGCCAAGACGGGAAGCGAGGUUCACAGCUUCCAAGUGCCGGCGUUCUCGGAGCGGAUGUUCCCUCUGCUGGGCACGGGUGAUAAGGAAGUUCCUCUGGUCCUCAUGACCGCCCAGUAUUCCAGCGUUCCAGAGUGAACGAGGAUGAGAGGGGGGGAGGGGGGGGCGUGGUCGUCUGAGGGAGCUGCUGUGAUAUUUGUCUGUGUGUGUGUGUUUGUCGGGUUAGUUUUUUGCCUGCUCCAUGCUGGUGACGCUGUUCUGUGUAAACAAGUUGCCUCAGAGCUGGGCUGAUGAGCGAGGGGACCAACAGGCUCGCUGUGGAGCCUCACAGUCUCUGCUGCUGUUCUGCAGGCGGCAUCUACGGUGAAGGUCUAGACGACAUCUUCUCUCUCUUCUCUGGAAAAGGGGAGCAGCGUUCAGAAUGUUGUAGAAAAUCAUGGAAAACGUCCUCUACGGCCACCGUGCAAAGCCUUGUCUGGUCGACUUUUCCUCUUUGAGAUCUUCCACAACCCUGCCUCCCCCUGCCUCCCCCUGCCUCUCCCUGCCUCUCCUUGCCUCUCCCUGCCUCCCCCUGCCUGACGCCCUGUACCCGAACAGGACAUGGACUCAGUGUUCUUGACAGUAUUGUGCAAUCAUCUGGCUGCAUGGGUGUGGUAGAAUGCUAUGACUCAUGAUGAUUGUGUAGCCUCGAUCUUUCCUCCAUAUAAGGCCAUCCAGGCUCUCUUUAAGACCCAGUUUUUCUCGUCCAGAUCCGACCCUUCCCCUGGAGGAGGGGCACACCUCCUGGGCCAGGGUGAAGAACACGUCAUGCUACUCUAAAGCUCCCCUGUGGAUCUGUUUAGUUUAGUUUUCUAUUUUUCAUGUUUUUUUUGGGGGGGGGGAUAGUUCCUCUUGAAAUAUCUUCCCAGCUGGCACAUUCAUCCUACUGAUUGUAGACACAUUUAUUAUUUUAAUCAUGUUAUGCUUGUUUUUAUGUGUGUAAUGUAUAGGUUCCCAUCUCUAUUGUAUAACCUUAAUGUAUGUUUUAAAAGAAUACAUGUGUAAUAUGUCACUAAUAAAGAUUUGUACAAUAACAACAA
Hypomesus transpacificus is the source of this 3025-nucleotide messenger RNA. Its product is annotated as E3 ubiquitin/ISG15 ligase TRIM25-like. Gene Ontology annotation, molecular function: zinc ion binding; protein binding. The record is from RefSeq and is a predicted model, not a curated record. The coding region runs from base 282 to 2084 and encodes 600 amino acids. The transcript is spliced from 10 exons. Lineage: Eukaryota; Metazoa; Chordata; Actinopteri; Osmeriformes; Osmeridae.